AUGCGCCCCUGGAAGAAACCGCGGGGCUUCUUGGUGGGAAAGGGCCUUCCAGCCUCGGUGACCACCACGACGGAGGCCAUCGGGUCUCAGUCCCCCUGCAUCUCGGCGGAAGGGGAUUCAGGGGUUCAGGAAAUGGAAGAGGUAGCGAAGCCCAGCAGCGAGGCAACCCACCUGCCCAGCUCCCAGGCCACAGACAUCACAGCCACCAAGGACAUACAUGCAGGGGGCGGCCAAGCUCCCCGCACCCGGAGCCUCCCGGGAGGAGGCCGCCCUCCCUCAGCGUCGCCCACCGCCCCGCAGGGUCUGACCCUCACCAGCGUCCCCGCAGCCCACGGUCGCCCUCGCUCUCCAGCUGCACCCACACUGGACCCUGCCAGCUCCUGCGCCCAGCCAGGCUUCUGUCCACCCGGAGGCCGUUCCCUCUGCAGCCUCCUCCCUCCUCACCCACCAUCCUUCCCCGACAGCGCCUGGUGGACCCUGGUCUGUGGAGACACCUCGGUGGUCCCCAAGAUCAUCCCACCAGCCCCGGAAUUCCUGGGGAUGCGGGAACUUCAUGUGCAGGCCAUACGGAGGCACAGAGCAGGCAGCAGAGACCCAUGGAGCCCCCGUCAGGCCCUCCCCGCAGAGGACAGGACCCCCCGGCUCGGGCCCCUGCUCACAGUAUUGAUUUAUUUUCUCUCUUUGCUACUAGUCUCAGUUUUGAUCAUCUGGAGCCGACCCAUCACAGCCCAACUCAGGAUUGAAUCGGUGCCAUUCAAUACUGCUGAAAGGAACGAUGUUCUUCUGCUUGUCCACAAUCAGCCAGAGAAUUCUUAUGGCUAUAGCUGGUUCAAGGGGGAAAAGGCGGACGAAGGCCAUCAAAUUCUAGCAUAUGUAAUAGACAGUCAACAAACAACCCCAGGGUCUGCCCACAGCGGUCGAGAGAGAACCCCCAAUGGAUCCCUGCUGCUCCAGAACGUCACCCAGGGGGACUCAGGAGCCUACACCCUACAAGUAUUAAAGAGAAACCUUCAGAUUGAGCUAUCCACUGGAUGGUUCCGCAUAUACCCGGAGUUACCCACACCCUUCAUCACGAGCCACAACUCUGACCCCAUGGAGGACCAGGACUCUGUAGCAUUCACAUGUGAACCUGAGACCCAGAACACAACCUACCGCUGGUUGAUAAACAAUCAGAGCCUCCCAGUCAGUGCCAGGCUGGAGCUGUCCCUGGACAACAGAACUCUCAUGAUCCACAGCGUCUGUGAGUCCGUGACAAAGCCCACCAUCCUAGCCAGCAACACCACAGUCACAGAACACAAGGACUCUGUGGUGCUGACCUGCCUCUCACACCACUCUGGAGUCUCCACCCGGUGGAUCUUCAAUGGGCAGAGCCUGCGGCUCACGGAGAGGAUGGAGCUGUCCCAGGGGAACAGCAUCCUCAGAAUAGACCCCGUCAAGAAGGCAGAUGAAGGGAAUUAUCAGUGUGAGGUCUCCAAUGGGUUCCAUUCCAGUGAAAGUGACCCCCUCCGGCUGAUUGUGCAGAGUGAGUGA
Choloepus didactylus (southern two-toed sloth) is the source of this 1530-nucleotide messenger RNA. Its product is annotated as carcinoembryonic antigen-related cell adhesion molecule 8-like. The record is from RefSeq and is a predicted model, not a curated record. Gene Ontology annotation, cellular component: plasma membrane; cell surface. NCBI's taxonomy places the organism in Eukaryota, Metazoa, Chordata, Mammalia, Pilosa, Megalonychidae. Gene Ontology annotation, molecular function: protein tyrosine kinase binding. Gene Ontology annotation, biological process: signal transduction; regulation of immune system process.